Molecule: messenger RNA, 2679 nt
Organism: Ipomoea triloba (trilobed morning glory)
Lineage: Eukaryota; Viridiplantae; Streptophyta; Magnoliopsida; Solanales; Convolvulaceae
Product: putative late blight resistance protein homolog R1A-10
Exons: 3
Coding region: 1-2679 (892 amino acids)
Biological process (GO): defense response to other organism
Molecular function (GO): ADP binding
Source: RefSeq, a predicted model, not a curated record
AUGGCUUAUGCUGCUGUAACUUCGCUUAAAGGAACACUCUAUCUACACUUCUUCCAAUCACAACCACACUUGCCUCUUCAACACAAACAAGAGAUAGUUAAUUCUCUCCAUGAAAAUCUUGGUUUCCUCCAAGAAAUUCUUGAGAAAUCUGAGAUCGCUGCCUAUGACAAUUCGGCGAUGAAACGUUUAGAGGCAGAGAUGAGAGAUGUAGCGUUCAAAGCGGAAGAAAGGAUUGAGAUGGAAUUGAGUAGCAUAUAUCUUCUUCAAUCAAGCAGUAUAGAGGAGGCAAGGCUUGAUGGAAUCUUCAAGCAAGCAGUAAAACAGACUGAUUACCUCAAGAAGAAGUUUAUUAAGAUUCAAAGUAAAGACCAGUUUGCAAAGGGUCCAUCAAUCCUCGGUAGGAUGCGACAAAGAGGACUACUCCUUGGUUCAACAUCAUCGCAGCCUGCUGAUCCAGAACGCGAGAAUAAUAUUACUACAGUAGAAUGCAUGGUUGGAUGUGACAAGGAAUUCAAGACGAUAUUGGAUAAGCUCACGCAACAAUCAGCUGAGCAGCUCCAAGUUGUAUCAAUCGUUGGCAUGGGAGGAAUAGGCAAGACCACUUUAGCUGGGGAAGUCUACAAGGAUCCAUCAAUUACCACUUAUUUUUACAAGCAAGCAUGGGUUACUGUAUCUCAAGAGUAUACCGUGGUGCAAAUGCUCAGAUGCCUUAUUGCUUGUGUUAGUGCAUCAAGUGAUGAACACAGCUGCAACGACAAAGGCCGAUUAGCAGAAACGUUACGUAAAUGCUUGAAGUAUCAGAGCUAUUUGAUAGUGAUUGAUGAUAUAUGGAGCACUACUGCUUGGGAUAGUGUGCAAAGAUGCUUUCCAGAUGAUAAUAAUGGAAGUCGUAUACUAUUAACUUCUCGGCUCAAAGAGGUGGCUGAAUAUGCAAGUUCAGGUAACUUUACCAUUAACUUGUCAUUCUUAAAUGCCAAUGAAAGUUGGAAUCUCUACUGCAAUUUGUAUGGUCAAACGAAAUUUCUUUCAGUGUUUGAGCAAAUUGGUAGAGACAUAGUGAAGAAAUGUAAUGGAUUACGUCUAGCUAUUGUUGUAAUAGCUAGUCUUCUCUCCAAGACAGAGGAGACAGUAGAGAAGUGGAAUAAUGUUGCAGAAAAUGUGAGUAGAUAUGUAAUUGGUUAUUCUAAUGACGCAUGUUCCAGAAUACUAUAUUUGAGUUACAACCAAUUACCACACCACUUAAAAGCUUGUUUUCUAUAUUUUGGACUUUUUCCCGAAGAUUAUGAGAUCAAUGUGAAGAAGUUGGCUAGGUUGUGGGCGGCAGAGGGAUUUUUGGGGGCAGAGGACCAUCAAAAUAGAGAGGAAGUGGCCAUGGAAUGCUUGCAAGAUCUUGUUGGUAGAAGUCUUGUUUUUGUUAGCAAACAAAGCUACAAUGGGAAAAUGAAGACAAUAAGAAUACAUGACUUGUUGCGUGAUUUGUGUUUGAGAGAAGCUCAACAUGAAAAUCUCUUGAAUGUAAUUGGAGAUAAAAAACUUCCAUUUUACAAAAAGAAAAUCUCUUGUCAUUGGAUAAGUGCUACAUCAGGGUUUGAUCUACUUCCUUUGACAAAGUGCUUUCACAAAUCACAUUCCUUACACUCUCUCUACCCUUAUUACUCUGUAAGUGUGGAACAUCAUCUAUUUUCACACUUCAAACUACUAAGAGUAGUAGACAUAGUAUGUGUAUCUUACCAAGGAUAUGGGGUACUAUAUGCACUUGCAAAUCUUAUUCAUUUGAGAUACUUAGCUUUGAGGCGGUAUUCAACAAAUGCUUCCACCGAAUAUUUUGAUUUAGAGUUCUUUGAGCAUUGGAAUAUGCAAUGCUUUAUUGUUUGUGGAGCUGAUGCUACAUUCCAUUCCUUUGAGGUAUCUGGAAUUUGGAAAAUGCCACUGUUAAGAAAUAUUUGCAUUGGACAUAUUGUUUCAUUAGGAACGUUGUCAGUUGUUCAUAGAAACUUAGAGAGUAUAUCUUGGUUAGAUCCUACGCUCUGUACAAAGGAUCUGUUUACAAGGGUUCCAAGUUUAAAAAAGUUGGAGAUUUAUAAUGGAUACAAUAGAAACAAUCUAGAUUGUUUUUAUAAUUUUGUGCACUUGAGGCAGCUUGAGGAGCUAAGCAUUAAAAAUUGGCUUGAUCUCUGUAUUCCAUGUUUCGGCAUCCCAUGGGCAACUGAUUUUCUACCAAAUCUUAAGAAGCUCAAAUUCUUCUGGACUAAUUUGAAAUUGAGUGAUAUGAGGCUUAUUGGUAUGUUGCCAAAUCUAGAGAUUCUAAAACUGAUAGAUGCUAGGAAAGACAGAAUGUGGGAGCCAUUCGAGGAAGGGUUCCGUCAAUUGAAAAGAUUGGUAAUUGAAGAUACAUUUUUGGAAUGUUGGAAUGCUGUGGGUGACAAUUUCCCUGUGCUAGAAUGUUUAGAGUUACGUGAUUGCAGGUCUUUGCAAAAGAUCCCAAGUGGUUUUGCCGAUAUCACCACACUAGUGCUGAUUCAGUUAAAGUGCUGUCGGGAUUCUGUUUUGGCUUCGGCAAAGUUGAUUCAAGAAGAGCAGUACAACAACUAUGGAAAUGCCCUCCUUGUUCCUUCAGAAAAUAUUAGGACGAAACGUGUAAACAACAGAGGAAGAAAUGGAUAUGGAGGAAGAGAGUGA